AUGGCCGCCCAAGGCUCGACCCAAGAGGACAACCACAUGCGGCGACGUAGCGCCGGGUAUCUCCCCAUCGAAAACUAUGGCUUGAUCGGUAACAUGAGAACAUGUGCCUUGGUGGGCAUGGAUGGGAGUGUCGAUUUCAUGUGCUGGCCCGAGUUCGACUCGCCCUCGGUCUUCUGCCGUCUGCUCGACAAAGACAAGGGCGGCUAUUUCAGCAUCCACCCAGCGGCUAACAUUAGCUGCACCACCAAGCAGCAGUACCUUCCCUCGUCCAACAUCUUGCAAACCCGGUACAUCCACGAGGAUGGCGUGGUUGAUGUCGUCGACUUCUUCCCUCGGCCCAAGAAUGCCAAGGUCAUCUCCAAGGGACCCAAGCAGGGGGCCUACCGUGAGAUGACGAGCGUCCAGGAGGAGCUCAAGCAGUGGCUAGUCCGUCGUGUUGAGUGUAUCCGUGGUAGACUUCAACUGGAUGUGGAAAUCUUUCCGGCUUUCGACUACGCUGCUGAACCGCACACUACCACUAUCCUCCAGGAAAAGGGCUCUCCGCACAGUUCGCAGAGCAAGACAGCCACCUUCCACAGCAAAAACACAAAGCUCCAGCUCGACGUCAGCCUCGACCGGAGCGAGGAUACCGACCAGAACUGGCCCAACGUCUGCUUCAAGAAGGCCUCGAAACCGGGCAUGCUCGGCGAAGGGGUGGUGGCCAGCAUCGACAUCUGCGAGGGCCAGGCGGUGUCAUUCGUCAUCCGGAACGACGUGGAGAACCACAUCACGGAAAACAUCACCAGCGAGGUUCUGGACACGCAACAGCACGACACCCAGACGUACUGGUACAACUGGAUCUCCAAGAGCAAGUACAAGGGCCGCUGGCGCGAGGUGGUCGCCCGAAGUCUCAUGAUCCUCAAGCUCAUGACAUACGAGCCCACGGGCGCCAUCAUUGCGGCCCCGACGUUCUCCAUCCCCGAAGACAUUGGGGGCGUCCGCAACUGGGAUUACCGCUUUUCCUGGGUGCGCGACUCCAGCUUCACCAUCUACAUCCUGCUGCGGAUGGGCUUCACCGAGGAAGCAGACGCAUACAUGGAGUUCAUCAGCGAGCGGUUCCAAAAGUCGCGCGUGGCCGACGGCGGCUUACCCAUCAUGUUCACGAUCCGGGGCGAGACGGACAUCCCGGAGCGAGAGCUGACACACCUGGACGGGUACCGGGGCAGCAAGCCCGUGCGGAUCGGCAACGGCGCGGCGUUCCAUCAGCAGUUCGACAUCUACGGCGAGCUCAUGGACGGCAUCUACCUGUACAACAAGUACGGCAAGCCGAUCCACUGGGACCUGUGGUGCACGGUGCGUGAGAUGCUCGACUACGUGCUCACCAUCAUGCACGACCCGGACAUGUCCAUCUGGGAGGUGCGCAACAACAAGCAGAACUUCACUUACUCCAAGAUCAUGCUGUGGGUGGCCUUUGACCGCGGCCUGCGGCUGUCUGAGAAGCGAAACUUCCCCUGUCCCAACCGUGCCAAGUGGCUUGCGGCCCGCGAUGGGCUGUACGAGGAGAUCAUGGAGAAGGCCUACAACAAGGAGAUGAAGUGCUUCGUGCAGAGCUAUGAGAGCCAGACCAUGCUCGACUCGUCCAUCCUCAUUGCGCCUUUGGUCUUCUUCAUCGCCCCCAACGAUCCGCGGUUUCUCAACACCCUCGACCGUAUCAUGCUGCCCCCUGACAAGGGCGGACUGACCAGCACCGGGUUGGUCUACCGGUAUGACACCGAGCUGUCCGAAGAUGGCGUCGGUGGCCGCGAAGGCGCCUUCAGCAUGUGCACCUUCUGGCUCGUCGAAGCGAUGACACGCGCGUCGGUGUACGAGCCCAAGUACCUAGUCCGGGCCAUCAACCUGUUCGAGAACAUGCUCAGCUUCUCCAAUCACCUGAUGAUGUUCUCCGAGGAGAUCUCGAGCAGUGGCGAGCAGCUGGGCAACACGCCGCAGGCGUUCAGCCAUCUGGCGCUGAUUAGUGCGGCGUUUAACUUGGAUCGGGUGUCGGAGUUUGGGAGACAGAGGUAG
Messenger RNA from Dichotomopilus funicola, 2043 nucleotides. Its product is annotated as Six-hairpin glycosidase-like protein. NCBI's taxonomy places the organism in Eukaryota, Fungi, Ascomycota, Sordariomycetes, Sordariales, Chaetomiaceae. Gene Ontology annotation, biological process: carbohydrate metabolic process. Gene Ontology annotation, molecular function: hydrolase activity, hydrolyzing O-glycosyl compounds. The record is from RefSeq and is a predicted model, not a curated record. Bases 1 to 2043 code for a protein of 680 amino acids. The transcript has 5 exons.